UUGCAGCCCCAACCAGAAGCUGCUAAUUUCUUGCUGCCUAGUUUAACACUUGAGAUUCAAGAAAAAAAAAUGAGAUUUCAGAACCGAAACGUCGGAAUGUUUCUGCAGUUUUUGAGACAAGGGGGCAAAUGGCGGGGCAGUGUUCCGGUUUCUACUGCUGGCAGUGUCUCAGAAAGACUCUUGGUACCGUCUGGGCACAACACUCUCCCUGGCCCCACUAACUGGCCGGUGCUGGGGAGUCUGCUGGAGAUCAUUAGGAGGGGAGGACUCCAAAAGCAGCACAAAACACUGGUGGAAUUUCACAAGAAGUUUGGGAAGAUUUUUAAGAUGAAGUUGGGUCCGUUCGAAUCCGUUCACAUCGGGGCCCCGUGUCUCCUGGAAGCUCUUUACCGUAAGGAAAGCAAUUACCCUCAGCGCCUGGAGAUCAAACCGUGGAAAGCCUAUCGAGAUUACAGGGAUGAGGCGUAUGGCCUCCUCAUACUGGAAGGAAAAGAUUGGCAAAGGGUGAGGAGCAUCUUUCAGCGAAAGCUAAUGAAGCCAACGGAAGUGUUAAAACUGGACGGAAGGAUCAAUGGGGUUCUGAAAGAUUUCGUCGACAGAGUGGAGAAGGUUCGCGAUGAGACCGGAAAGAUCAAUGAUUUGUACCAGGAACUCAACAAAUGGUCCUUCGAAACAAUUUGUUUGGUGUUGUAUGAUAGAAGAUUUGGUCUUCUGGAACAAAAUGUUGUUGAAGAAUCUUUGAACUUCAUUCAGGCAAUUAAAAUUAUGAUGAAUACAUUUGGUAAAAUGAUGGUGACUCCAGUUGGGCUCCAUAAACGUUUAAACACUAAGACUUGGAAGGACCACACUGAAGCUUGGGACAAUAUAUUCAAAACAGCAAAGUGCCAUAUUGAUGGAAGAUUGAAUCGACACUCAGCUUGCCCAGCCAAUGACUUCCUCUCAGAAAUCUACAAUGGUAGUGAACUAUCGAGAAAAGAGUUGUAUGCAGCAAUCACUGAGCUCCAGAUUGGAGGAGUAGAAACGACAGCCAAUAGUUUGCUUUGGGCUAUCUUCAAUCUGUCUCGCAAUCCCAAGGCACAAGAUGAACUUCACAAAGAAAUAUUGUCUGUGCUGUCUAAAGACCAGAUCCCAACUGCAAAAGAUAUUAAGAAAAUGCCUUACCUGAAGGCUUGUCUAAAGGAAUCUAUGAGGAUUACACCUUCUGUGCCCUUCACGAGUCGUACACUGGACGAAGAAACUAUUCUUGGUGACUAUUUACUACCGAAGGGAACUAUUUUAAUGAUAAACAGUCAUGCAUUGGGGUGGAAUGAAGAAUAUUUCAAUGAUGGAAUGCAGUUUAAACCAGAACGAUGGCUACAGGAUAGGCAUACAAUCAAUCCUUUUGCACAUGUGCCAUUUGGGGUUGGGAAGAGGAUGUGUAUAGGCCGGCGGCUGGCUGAGCUACAGUUGCAGUUAGCCCUCUGUUGGCUGGUGCCAAGGUACAAAAUAGUGGCAACUGAUGAAGAUCCUGUGGAAACACUGCAUUCUGGGACACUGGUGCCUAAUCGGGAAAUCCCAGUAGCAUUCCACAGACGUUAAGGAGUACUGUGAUUCUUCGAGAGCACAGCACAGCCUAGACUCUUGUUAAGCUCAGCGUUUUAUAAUCAGUGAAAAAAGGCACUGCAAGGCCAGAAGAAUGUUAUGGGAAUGGAAAGAUUACAACACAUUCACUGACCCACAAAGGUUUACAUUUUGAAUCCUAAGGCUGCUCUGAUAAGAAAUUGAGUAAUGCAGUAAGUUAUACUGUUGGACCUUUUUGCUUGGCAAUAGCCUUUGCUGGUGAAGUAAAAACUGUAUUAUCCAACAUUUGAUGCUUAAUACAUCAUGACAAGUUAAGAUAUAAAUUAUGGCUGGUCAUAAUGCUACCUUCCCAAAAGAUGUAAGUCACCAGAAAGAACUCUGAUAAUCUGAAAGUGCCUGACUGUUUCAAUGUUAACUCUGAUACGGAACUUCAGUGAAAGAAACUAGGCGUUUGUUUGGACACUACUGACAGCGAGAGGCAGACAACUCCCCACUAUGAACAUUGUCAAAGUUGUCAACAGAAGCUGAGAUUCUGAACAUGGAGGAAAUUCUAAGUACUGCAAACUAGUACUGCAAAUGCUGGAAAUCUGAAUCAAAAACAGAAAUUGCUGGAGAAACUCAGCAAGUUGGGCAGCAUCUGUGGAGAGAAAGCAUAGUCAAUGUUUCGGGUUCAAUGACCCUUCUUCAGAACUGGACCUGAAACAAUGACUCGGCAUUUUAUCCACAGAUGCUGCUAGACCUGCUGAGUUUUUCCAAUGUUUACUGUUUUUGCAUCAGAAAUUCUCAGGAACCUUUCUGGAUUGACUGGCAGAGAGUCACAGAAUAUAUAUAUAAUCACAAAACAUAGAACUGGUGUAGAAAUUAGUUUUUGGUAGUGUAAAAUGGGAUGUAUCAUAUUGGCUGCCUGCUAUACACUCUGUCUGAUAUACAGUUGCAUCACAAUCAAUGGACAAAACACUUAUGACGCAGCAGUGGGGUCCUCCAUUUGCAACAACCUCACACAAGCAUUAUGGGAAAACCAUUAUGAUUAAAUUCUCCAUUGGCUCUACUGGCUCCAAUGAGGGCAAAUUAAAUCAGAUUUCUAAUGAGGUGUGAAAGUCUGACUUCAGCCAAUAGCUCUCCAGUCCUGGCAGUAACAAUGGGAUGUGUGGCUAUUGCCAGUACCGCCAUGGGAACUACUACGCGAAUCAUUGCUGGGACCUUUCUGACCAGUGUGAGUGGGUCAUAUUGUAUGAGGAUGGCCUGGUGAGGGGAGAUACAGAAUGCUCCUUGUCAAGGACAUCUCAGUGACUUUCCAAGGUUUCUGGCAUUUCUGCCAGCAGGCCCAUCUGUUGGGUUCAGGAUGCCUAAGAAAGAAGGAUUUCCCAUAAGAAUACCCAGUAAGGUUUACUUCUAUAUUUUGUCCACAUGGCCAGGGGCUGGACCAGAGGCAGUACGCUACGGCCCUUAACCAGGUCUCAGGUGGUGUCUUUGAAUCUCAACUGGUUUCUGGGAGGAAGGCUAUCCUUGAAUUUAAUCAAGGGGAAUUAAAAAGGUGGAGCUUUCACCCUAUAUCUUACUGCCACAUGGUAUAGCCACCCAUUGCUUUACAUCUGUUCACCAGGGAGCAUUAAAUCCCACUCAUUUGAAUUGAAAGUCAUGUGAGACAUACAAAGAUAGCUGACACAAUACCCCAUAAUCUCUGUUGCAAUAAAUUAAGCAAUAUUUUUAAGGUCAAAUACUUAUUAGAAAUGGUGUAAUUGAAAAUACUAUUACUCAAUCAAUUACUCCACAUAGAAAUGCAACAAAUCAAAGUUUAUAAUAAUGCUUUAGUCUCCCUAGUAAUUAAAAAUUUCAGUUACAGAACUAUGAGCCUGUUAUGGGACAAAUUUACAAUGCACUUUUCAAUGACAAUUAGAAACUCAGGGUCUUUGCUAUUAUUGAGCAAUUUUGUACUACUGAAAAGAUUUCUAUGUGUUGAUUUGUAAACGUUUUUCAAUUUUCUAUUAAAAUGAACAGGAGACAUUUAA
This is a messenger RNA of Chiloscyllium plagiosum (whitespotted bambooshark), 3569 nucleotides long. RefSeq names its product cytochrome P450, family 24, subfamily A, polypeptide 1 (gene cyp24a1). Gene Ontology annotation, biological process: glucocorticoid biosynthetic process; cortisol metabolic process; cellular response to peptide hormone stimulus. Gene Ontology annotation, molecular function: oxidoreductase activity, acting on paired donors, with incorporation or reduction of molecular oxygen; heme binding; monooxygenase activity. NCBI's taxonomy places the organism in Eukaryota, Metazoa, Chordata, Chondrichthyes, Orectolobiformes, Hemiscylliidae. The record is from RefSeq and is a predicted model, not a curated record. Gene Ontology annotation, cellular component: mitochondrial inner membrane.